UGGGUGAAGCUCGCAAAACGAGUUUUAUGCGUGUCGAUUACAUGAUUACAGCUGAGAAUGAACGUCGAUGAACACCGGUAAACACCGUGCUUAGAACAUAUGUAUGUAAUCGAGUGAUAACUAAACUCGGCUGUAGAGUGGACUUGCACUUAUUUGCCUAUCAAUAUGGCUGAAUAUGGGGCUGACGAUCGAUACGACGUCUCCUUCCGUCUUUAACCUCAAUCUGCUGCAACCAGGAUCAACCAGGCUUUGCCUUUGUGUACAUAUAUCCAUACCUUGUAUAAUAUAAUUUUUCGCAACAGUAUUCUAUAUAUCCUCAACAAUGUCUUUAGCAGUUCGACACUGUUUAUUAAUUCAAAGAAAGUUCUGUUUCCAUAACUUUGCUUCGCAAAGACAGACGAUCGCAUCUUUUCCAGGCAACAUUGGAAAUUUUCAGAAAUUUACUCGGACCCUGCAAAUCAAAUAUUUUCAUGCAGGGGAUAAUGGAGAAACGAAUGUAUCGCUUAUAUAUACCGGAAAGUUGAAAAAACGUAUUCGAGAUAUCAAAGCAUUUGCUUUAUUAACUUCGUGUGCAUGUUUAGCAAUUCAGCCAAUUAUUUAUAUGAGAUGUAUGGAAAUGGAGAAAUCACUAUUCACGAUGAGUGCAGCAUUCAUUAUGCUCCUGUAUACUACAUGUUCUCCAGGGAUUAUACACUAUUUAUUAGGAAGAAAAUAUGUAAUCGAACUAUAUUACAAUCCUGAGAAGAACGAAUACAUUGCAGUGACAUAUUCCCUUUUCAACCGGCGAAUUCGGACCGUAUUUACAGAAGACGAAGUGGUCGUACCCGAUGUACUUGGGCCAUUUACAACGUGUUAUGUAAGAGGAAAACCAUUGUUCUUAAACGAAGAGCAAUUUCUACAUGUAGAAUAUUUCCAUAAAAUCAUGGGACACUACAAACCGAUAGAUUUUCAUUUAAGCCGUAACGUAGAGAAGGAGAAAAGCAUGAAGGAAUAAGAACAAUUUUAAGUUUGAAACAAUUUUAUUUAUUACACAACCUCCGAAUUUAAAACUUUAAUACAUUACUUGUAGUCUACUAUAAGUUCCUAGGUAUAAAAUAUGUACAAUACAUUGUUAUGUUGGCAUUGUGUACUGAAAAAAAUAUAUAGUACAAAAUGAUCGCAA
Molecule: messenger RNA, 1162 nt
Organism: Megalopta genalis
Lineage: Eukaryota; Metazoa; Arthropoda; Insecta; Hymenoptera; Halictidae
Product: transmembrane protein 70 homolog, mitochondrial
Biological process (GO): mitochondrial proton-transporting ATP synthase complex assembly
Cellular component (GO): mitochondrial membrane
Source: RefSeq, a predicted model, not a curated record